GAACGAGCUAGUGGAGAACAUGGAGAACGAGCUAGUGGAGAACAAGGAGAACGAGCUAGUGGAGAACGAGCUAGAGCAGAACGAGCUAGAGGAGAACAUGGAGAAUGAGCUAGAGGAGAACAUGGAGAAUGAGCUAGAGGAGAACAUGGAGAAUGAGCUAGAGGAGAACAUGGAGAAUGAGCUAGAGGAGAACAUGGAGAAUGAGCUAGAGGAGAACAUGGAGAAUGAGCUAGAGGAGAACAUGGAGAAUGAGCUAGAGGAGAACAUGGAGAAUGAGCUAGAGGAGAACAUGGAGAAUGGGCUAGAGGAGAACAUGGAGAAUGAGCUAGAGGAGAACAUGGAGAAUGAGCUAGUGGAGAACGAGCUUGAGGAGAACAUGGAAAACGAGCAAGAGGAGAACAUGGAGAACGAGCUAGAGGAGAACAUGGAGAACGAGCUAGAGGAGAACAUGGAGAACGAGCUAGAGGAGAACGAGCUAGUGGAGAACGAGCUAGAGGAGAACAUGGAGAACGAGCUAGAGGAGAACAUGGAGAACGAGCUAGAGGAGAACAUGGAGAACGAGCUAGUGGAGAACGAGCUAGUGGAGAACAUGGAGAACGAGCUAGAGGAGAACAUGGAGAACGAGCUAGAGAACAACAUGGAGAACGAUCUAGUGGAGAACAUGGAGAACGAGCUAGUGGAGAACGAGCUAGUGGAGAACGAGCUAGAGGAGAACAUGGAGAACGAGCUAGAGGAGAACAUGGAGAACGAGCUAGAGGAGAACAUGGAGAACGAGCUAGAGGAGAACGAGCUAGUGGAGAACGAGCUAGAGGAGAACAUGGAGAACGAGCUAGUGCAGAACGAGCUAGUGGAGAACGAGCUAGUGGAGAACGAGCUAGUGGAGAACGAGCUAGAGGAGAACGAGCUUGAGGAGAACAUGGAGAACGAGCUAGAGGAGAACAUGGAGAACGAGCUAGUGGAGAACAUGAAGAUCGAGCUAGAGAACAACAUGGAGAACGAGCUAGAGAACAACAUGGAGAACGAGCUAGUGGAGAACAUGGAGAACGAGCUAGAGGAGAACAUGGAGAACGAGCUAGAGGAGAACAUGGAGAACGAGCUAGAGGAGAACAUGGAGAACAAGCUAGAGAAGAACAUGGAGAACGAGCUAGUGGAGAACGAGCUAGAGAAGAACAUGGAGAACGAGCUAGUGGAGAACGAGCUAGAGAAGAACAUGGAGAACGAGCUAGAGAAGAACAUGGAGAACGAGCUAGAGAAGGAGAAAUACCAGAAUGUUGAUACAGGUUGAGUGGACUAGCGCUGC
Oncorhynchus mykiss (rainbow trout) is the source of this 1300-nucleotide messenger RNA. Lineage: Eukaryota; Metazoa; Chordata; Actinopteri; Salmoniformes; Salmonidae. The record is from RefSeq and is a predicted model, not a curated record.